CCGCACGCUGUCCGUCACAGUUAAAUAUAGACCGAGAUGUCGACUAAAGGGGAGUAUGACUGCAUAGUGAUCGGGGCCGGCGUUCAGGGCUCUUUCACGGCCUAUCAGCUGGCAAAACAAAACCGGAAGACUCUUCUGCUGGAGCAGUUCGUCCUGCCCCACACCCGAGGGAGCUCCCAUGGCCAGACCCGCAUCAUCCGCAAGGCCUACGAGCAGGACUUCUACGUCCACAUGAUGGAGGAGUGCUACGAGCUGUGGACUCAGCUGGAGAGGGAGGCAGGUGUCAAGCUGUACAGACAAACAGGACUGUUGGUGAUGGGACCAGAGAAGAGUCAGAGUUACCAGACGGUGAAGAACACCCUGCAGAGGAACAAGGUUCCUAUGGUGGUCCUGACCCGUGACAACUUCAGCCAGCACAUCCCCCAUGUCAAUCUGGUUGAGGGAGACGGAGCAGUGGUGGACAUAAAUGCUGGAGUUCUGUAUGCUGAUCGUGUACUCAAGACUGUACAGGGGCAGUUUCAGAAGUUGGGAGGGAUCAUAAGAGACCAAGAGAAGGUAAUGGACAUCAAGCCUGGCCCUGUUGUGACAGUGUCAACCUCUGCUGGUGUUUAUCGAGCCAAGAGUGUGGUGAUCACUGCUGGACCCUGGACUAAUAGACUCCUGGCCCACGCUGGUUUACAGCUUCCACUACAGGUAGUCAAGAUCAAUGUGUGCUACUGGAAGGAGAAGGUUCCUGGAUCAUACGAUGUGAAGCGACGCUUUCCCUGCUUCAUACUGACUGAGGGUGAGGAGUCCAAAGAACACAUCUAUGGUCUCCCAUCCAACGAGUACCCGGGCCUGGUGAAGAUAUGCCUCCAUACUGGCAGCGAGACAGACCCAGACCAGAGAGACAGGCAGACUGACAGGUCUGAUAUCGACAUCCUCCAGCGCUACGUCGCCCGCUGUUUACCUGGCCUGAGCCCUGAACCUGCAGUGGUGGAGAGCUGCAUGUAUACGCUAACUCCUGACCAUCACUUUGUGCUGGACUGCCACCCCACCUACAGCAACAUUGUGAUUGGAGCAGGAUUCUCAGGUCAUGGCUUCAAGUUUGGACCAAUCAUUGGCAAGCUUCUGUGUGAACUGAGCCUGGGACAAGUGCCCUCCUAUGACCUUUCACCUUUCCGAGUCCAACGCUUCCAGGCAAAGACCAAAUCAUCUUUGUAGAGCUGAUACUGGAGCAUCAAACAUAUCAUCAAGAGGUUUUAUCUAAUUGUAACUAAUGUAUGAUUUUAGAUGGUCGUGGUAAUUUAGCACUAAGUUCUCAAACACAAUCCCACAAUGAAGAUAUGUUUUUAUCUGCUGUUUGAUUUGAUUUAGACAGUUUAUGUUGCCUGUUCCACAUGGUCAGCAUAUUGAAAUGUUUUUUUGUCGCUUUCACCAGAUCUGUGCCUCGACACAAUCCUGCCUCUGAGCUCAGCAGUCAGUCCCUUCUACCUCAGGGCUGGGUUUUUGCUGUGAUAUGCAUUGUAAGCUGUGCGACUUUAUGUAGAAGAGUGUGUGCCUUUCUAAAUCAUAACCAAUCAUGAAUUUAGCACAGGUGGACUCCAAUCAAGGUGUAGAAACAACCCAUGGAUGAUCAAGAUAAAAUGGGAGGCGACUGAUCUGAAUUUGAAGUUUCAUAGUCUGAAUUUAAACAAUGUUAGCAUAAAGCUAGAACAUAACAAAACGUAAAAAAGUGGUGUGAAUACUCUCUAAAUACACUGUUAAAUAAUCAGUUUCCAAAACGGAGUUUUUGACUCUAAAUUUCACUCAUUCACAGAAAUUAUUUUAGUAAAAAUCUGUGCCAUUUCUACAGUGCCUUCCCUUUCUUGUGGUACACAUACAGAAUUACUUAAGUGGACACCUAUUCUUAGCUCUACAGAGCUUACAUAUCAAGUAUUCACUACUGACAAUAUGAUUUUAAUACUACGCAGUUCACAAGGGGAUGGUCCAGAGUGCUGUAUGACAUUGAACUCAGUAACUCACAUUAUACAGAAAUGUAUGAAAUUAAAAAAAAUGAAAGAAGAAACAACCUGUAGAAUAAGAAGUCCAUCUGUCCUCCAAAGCAACAAGAACUUUAUGUAACUUACCGACAGAGAGCUAACAGGGCCUUAAUUCUGACCAGAGAAACAUCUACAACAAGAAUCUAACACUGGCGUGCAAUUGUAAAAUCACCCAACUGUGAC
Messenger RNA from Toxotes jaculatrix (banded archerfish), 2204 nucleotides. RefSeq names its product pipecolic acid oxidase (gene pipox). Gene Ontology annotation, cellular component: peroxisome. The coding region runs from base 37 to 1203 and encodes 388 amino acids. The transcript is spliced from 8 exons. Lineage: Eukaryota; Metazoa; Chordata; Actinopteri; Toxotidae. Gene Ontology annotation, molecular function: flavin adenine dinucleotide binding; sarcosine oxidase activity; L-pipecolate oxidase activity. The record is from RefSeq and is a predicted model, not a curated record.